Messenger RNA from Osmerus eperlanus (European smelt), 1041 nucleotides. RefSeq names its product coiled-coil domain containing 103 (gene dnaaf19). The coding region runs from base 235 to 1041 and encodes 268 amino acids. Gene Ontology annotation, cellular component: outer dynein arm. NCBI's taxonomy places the organism in Eukaryota, Metazoa, Chordata, Actinopteri, Osmeriformes, Osmeridae. The transcript has 4 exons. The record is from RefSeq and is a predicted model, not a curated record. Gene Ontology annotation, biological process: inner dynein arm assembly; epithelial cilium movement involved in extracellular fluid movement; determination of left/right symmetry.
GGACCGGUGCAGAAACACACAAAGUCAUCAGGUAAAGUUUGGAAUAUGACAAUGGUGUUAACCACCCUAGUUAUGUCUAAUUUAACUUUAAUGGACUUCGGAAUUACAAGUGAAUCCCAAGACUUUGACUAGCAGGCAACCGGUGAACAGUUAGCCGAAUUAAAUUUGAUUAGCUGGCUAGCAAAGAGUUGUUUGCACAUUUCACCAGUUGACCGAAACAGUCGCACGUUCAGGAUGUCGGAAGAGAUCGUGAACUUCUCCGCGUUGGAGCGCGAGCUGCAAGGUGCCCUCGAGGCGGACAGGAAGUACCAGAGAGAAAACGACGCCAAGUUUCGAGCUUUGCACCAGAAAGUUGGAUCAUACGAAGAGUUUAGAGACAUUGUCCAGGCCUCUCACCUAAGGCCUCUGGACAAGAAGGACAAGGCAGGGGGUCCUCGCAAGCAACCUUGGAACUCCCUGGCCUCCUCCUUCUCUUCCUCCUCCUCCUCCUCCUUCUCUUCCUCCUCCACCGACACACCCAGGCAGCAACACGAGUGUUCCCUCCCCCUCCCCCAGCCCCUGCCCAGGACCACGUCUGAGCUGAGCAGGUGCUGGCGCCAGCUGGCUGGAGCCUGCAGGGGGCGCUACAGGCUGCUGCUGGCUCUGGGAGGGCCGGCCCUCAGGGACAUCUUCAGGGCAGAGGUCGGCUUCGGACUGCUAGGUGAGUUCCUGGUUGUGUUGUGUGAGGGUCUUCAGCCCGGUGAUGAGGGCAGGGUGACGGAGGUCUUGGAAGGACUGACCCAGACCCCCCGCUUCUCCCUCAACCUGGCCCUGCUCAGCCCCUCUGAGAGGGGUCGCUGUGAGACGCUGCUCCCCCUGCUGGCCACAGCUGCUCAGCGCGGCCGGGGGGAGCGCGGGAGGAGCGGUGAUGUGGGAGGUGACGGAGGAGAGGAGAAAGGGAGAGAAGGAGAGGAAGGGGAUAUAGAUGAUGCUGAGGAGCAAGGAGGGAAUGCUCAGUAUCAUUGUGACACGGCGGCCAUUCACAGGAAGAACCCAGACUAG